Chiloscyllium plagiosum (whitespotted bambooshark) is the source of this 2614-nucleotide messenger RNA. It is a transcript of the gene stk16, whose product is annotated as serine/threonine kinase 16. The record is from RefSeq and is a predicted model, not a curated record. Gene Ontology annotation, cellular component: Golgi apparatus; cytoplasm. Lineage: Eukaryota; Metazoa; Chordata; Chondrichthyes; Orectolobiformes; Hemiscylliidae. Gene Ontology annotation, molecular function: protein serine/threonine kinase activity; ATP binding. Gene Ontology annotation, biological process: protein phosphorylation.
CGAGACCUGACAGUGGCGAGCGGCGGCGGCACUUCUUUGAGCCGCCGGUAGCAGCAGGGGAGACGUUUUGCGAUGCUGUCCUCUCCGUAAACUGACCGAUAAUGAGGAAAAUCAUCGGUACAGCAAUCUGAAGGAUGCUUCUUGGAUCAUGGGCCAGACCGUUUGCAUCUGCUCUCGUGGGACAAUCACCAUUGAUAAUAAGCGAUAUUUCUUUAUCCAGAAGCUGGACGAAGGGGGGUUCAGCUAUGUGGAUCUGGUGGAGAGUGUUCAGAAUGGAAAGUUCUACGCCCUGAAGCGUAUCAUCUGCCAUGACAAAGAAGAUCGCAAAAAUGUGCUUAAUGAGAUGGAAAUGCAUCGGAUGUUCAACCACCCAAACAUCCUGCAUUUAGAAGCUCACUGCAUCAUGGACAAAGGUCCAAAGUGUGAGGGCUGGCUGCUGCUGCCUUAUAUUAAGAACGGCUCGUUGUGGACAGAGCUGGAGAAGCUCAGGAAUACCAAUUGUUUUAUGCCUGAAGAACGCAUAUUGAAGAUUUUCCAUGGAAUCUGCGGGGGACUCAAAGCCAUCCAUGAGAAGGGUUAUGCCCACAGGGACUUGAAGCCCACCAAUGUUCUCUUAGAUGACAAUGGGCAACCUCUGCUGAUGGAUCUGGGAUCAAUGAACAAGGCAAGAAUUGAAGUGAAAGGAUCACGGGAAGCUAUGACAAUCCAGGACUGGGCAGCCCAGCGUUGCACCAUAUCGUACCGAGCUCCUGAACUCUUCAACGUGGCAAGUCACUGUAUCAUAGACGAACGCACAGACAUUUGGUCCCUAGGCUGCGUGUUGUAUGCUAUGAUGUUCCUAGAAGGACCGUAUGAUGGCAUCUUUCACAAGGGGGACUCUGUUGCCUUGGCUGUACAGAAUGAAAUAACCAUUCCAGAAGGCUGCAGGUACUCACAGGCCCUGCAGCAUCUGCUAACCUCUACAAUGGUGACUAACCCACAAGAGAGACCAAAUAUUACCUGGGUCCUGAACCAGACCAAACAAUUACUGCAGAUAGAAGCCGUCGAGGAGACUAAAUUGGCAUGAUUUCAGCAGCACAGAUGUGAAUGGCUCUGUCUAACCUGCAAGUGCUCUGGUUUCUCAGCUGUCGGACCUCAGACACUGCUGUACAAUGUAGCAAAAACCUUACCCUCAGCAACUGAGGCAGUGGACCAGGACAGGACAUCGUGUUCAUUCUGUUCCUGAAUCGUUUGUGCUUGGCUCGACGUUGAAGGGCAGGGAGAAAGAAAUGCACGUGUUUUUUUCUUCUUUUCAAAGGCAAUCAGCUGCUCACUUUGCUCCAAUACCUCUCCCUGUGCUUUUUCACGUUCUUGCAUUUGUAUUGAUCUUUGUCCACCAAAUCCACAACUACCUUCUUUCUUACGUUGAAGAACGUUGGAAUGUCCUGGAUAGUUUUACUCCUUCUGUGGCAAAAAGGAGGCGGGGUACUUGUUGGUAAAUGAUUUCUUGACCAUCCAUUUAUUUAUUAUUUGAGGCAACGGUGAUUUUGGCUCUCAUUAAAACACGCUGUGUUUAGCAUACCUUCAACCUGUUAGGAAAUCUCUUGUCAAUCAUCUUUCUCCGUAAGGAAAUUUAAAUCCAUAUCUCAGUAACCAGAUGGCAGCAAAUUGCCAGGUAUCCAGGAUUGCAUAGCAUGCUCUUAACCAUUUCCGCCCCCCCACAGGCGUGCACGCACACCUCCACCCACCCCAAUCCUGUCAUUGUAAAUUUCUCGCGUUGAUCAUACCCAAGUGGUUUAUUGUAUAACUAUCCCCCACUCACUGCCUCUUGCUGGACAGAUGUUCUGGUUGUAUUGUAGAGAACCUGCUAACUGCUCGGGAUCCCUGAGGCACUGAACUCCUGCCCUCCUGCUCCAAGGCCAAUGCAUUGCUGUUUCCAUUCAGUCUGCUAACUCUUUCAUGAUGUGCUAAUUCCAACUGAGCUGCAUAGAGCUUCCGAGUUGGCAAGAAAGUGCAGAUACAGAGGUGGCCUUGUACUUGCACAGUCAGGGGAGCCAGGGCUGAUUCCUGUUCUGUUGUACUGCCAUUUACAUGCUUGUAACUGAGAGGACUACCUUGACAAUCACAAGUCAUGUCAGCAGUGCACGUAGUAACCUUUAUUUAACCUGUCAUGGUGCUGCAACACCUUGUCCCUCACACCCCCAAUCCAGCUUGCAAUGUUCUUUAAAAUAUCUUUUUAACAUUGCAGCUUGGGCUGUGGAUGCUUUGUUAUCUCAGCUAUCCUUUUUGGAAACCAUUGGGCAGGGUGGUUCGUCCUUACCGUCUUUUUCAGUGUUUAUCCACCAGCAUCCAAAAUUAGACACUUAGGAAUUGCAAACUGGGUCUAGUUCUCGUCCACUUUACUUUUCUCCUCCACCUCCCCAGAAAUAACUGAGUACCUGGCAUCUACUGAGGGCCAAACUAUUGUCACCAAGUUGGUUAACCCACGCUCAGCGAACUACUUAGAAUCCCCGUAUUUGCUCCUUCCCAUAUCUUUAACAGCCAAACAGGAAACAAAAACAGAUCGGAAAUAAACAGAGUAAGUCAUUUCCUCACUGUCUCAUUGCCAAUUAAAGGAUUUGUGAUUCCCUUUCCA